AUGACGGACUUGGCAGAGGAGGACCUGCCUGGGCGCCCGCACAAAGCGGCGGUGCAAGGGGGAGGAGCCGCACGCCGGGGUCAGGAGAGAAACAAUCGACAGGCUUCAGACACCCCGGGUCCGGGCCGUUCGGACGCGCCCAGGGCCACUCCCCCGGCCCGAAGGGCCCAGCAUUUGGGGAAGUUUCGGGGUUCGGGAGAGCGGCAUGUUCCCGUCCGCAUGCCCCCGGCGGCCCGGUCUAGGCGGCCGGCGCAGCUGUUCCCCACACCUGGACCCUCGGGGUUGGGCAGAGGGGAGAAGAAAGAAGGGAUGCCCCCGACCUGGCAAGCCCCUAGCCGGCGGGAGAGAGCCCCCCACGUGUCGAGGCUCCCCCUUUCUGACAGUCACGACAAGGAGGCAGAAAGGAGGCUCCGGCUCCAGGAGAGCCGUACAAACCUCCCUCCCGAUCCCUCCGGGCCUUUCCCCGAGGCAAGAGGGAGUCUCCGACGACCCCCCCCCCCACCUUUCCCCCCACGCCCGGGCAGGGACAAGAAAACCGCAAAAGCCAGGGGUGAGCAGGAGGUCAAGCCCGUACCCUUCCUGCAGGCGUCAGGCCGGGGGCGCAGCGCGGGGGACCGGGGCCUGUGCUCCCCCGGGCUGUGCCUCAGUUUCCUCUUCUGCACGGCCGCUCCCUCGAGCCGCAGACCAGGCGCCUCUCGGCGUGGCCGGAAGGGGAACGGGGCCGCCGAGGGUCCUGGAAGGAGGAGGGGCGAGCGGCCGAAGUCGGGCCGUGCCUCGCCUCUCGGAUCUCGGCGUCAGGCCCGGGGGCCCCCUCAAGAACCGCAGCCGCCGUCGAGGGCUGGGGGAGGGGAAGGCAGGGGAGGCUGCCUCAGGCAGGGAGCCGGAGCCUGUAAGGCACUCACCUUCUCCUCAGGACGGGGCGAGCCGGCGGCGUCGCGGAGGCUGCGAGGGCUUGGGGGCGGCGAGGCUGCAGGAGCGGAGGCGGCGGCGUCGGCGGCUGCGUCCGGGUCUGCCUACCUCCCCGCCGCCAUCUUGACGCCCCUCCUCCUCCUCCUCCCCCUCCCCCCCGGCACCACCAGCCCCCCCCUUCCCGUCCCGCCCGCCCCGCGAGGGUCCCCCAACCCCCAAAUCCCACCGGCCUGGAACCAGUGGCUGGAUCCGAGCGAACUCCGGAACCAGAUGGGUCCAUCUCUUCGGCCUAAGGGUGGGCGAACGUUUCACCACGUUCUUACCACCCACCGGCUCUCUCGAAAGUGUUGCCGGGAAGAAGGUCUCAAACAGCUCGUGGCGCCAUGA
Trichosurus vulpecula (common brushtail) is the source of this 1296-nucleotide messenger RNA. Its product is annotated as translation initiation factor IF-2-like. NCBI's taxonomy places the organism in Eukaryota, Metazoa, Chordata, Mammalia, Diprotodontia, Phalangeridae. The coding region runs from base 1 to 1296 and encodes 431 amino acids. The transcript is spliced from 4 exons. The record is from RefSeq and is a predicted model, not a curated record.